Molecule: messenger RNA, 1458 nt
Organism: Xenopus laevis (African clawed frog)
Lineage: Eukaryota; Metazoa; Chordata; Amphibia; Anura; Pipidae
Gene: fetub.S
Product: fetuin B S homeolog
Cellular component (GO): extracellular region
Molecular function (GO): cysteine-type endopeptidase inhibitor activity; endopeptidase inhibitor activity
Source: RefSeq, marked provisional
GCUCAUUCAUAAUGAAGUGUGUUUUUAUAGUAGUCUUGUUUGGGCUAGUGCCCUUGUGUAAGGCUACAAGCCCAGUGUUUCCUGUUGUAGACCCAAUACAAUGUAAUACUACAGAAUCGGAAGUACAUGUAGCUUUGGAUUUGAUCAAUGAAGAUCGUCGUGAGGGCUUUAUAUUCAAACCCCUGCGUGUCGUAGAGGCAUAUGAGCAGCAUGUAAAGUCACAUAAAUAUCCUGCAAGCACUAUCUAUUAUCUAACUAUAGAUGUUUUGGAAACAAAAUGCAGUGUCUUAAGUGGGAAGCCAUGGGAAGAAUGUGAAGAGCCAUAUUCCUUACAUGAAUGGGUAUUUGGAGAGUGCAAAGCCAUCAUUCUCAUAUCCUUGCCAUGGAGGGUACAGAAAUUGAUCAGCUACAACUGCACUAUUACUUCAGUUCAUCCUGGAGUUAUACUCAGCACGUGCCCUGACUGCCCGACUGCAAACGAAGAAAUCACACCCACAAUAACAGAGACGGCCGACACGCUGAUUGCAGAAUACAACAAGGACAGCAACAACACCAGAUAUUUUAAAAUCGACCAUAUAGAGAGAGUGAGAUCACAGUGGGUGGUUGGUCCCUCCUAUUUCAUCCAGUUUACCAUAAAGGAAACUGACUGCAUGAAAACACAGGAAAAUGUUGUUCUUUCCAACUGCAAUUUUCUAGAUGACAGAGAAGCACAUGUUGGGUUUUGCUCUGGAAGCAUGAUGAACAGCACUUUCGAUGGUACAGAACACAAGCAAGUUUCCUGCGAUAUAUAUGAACCCAAGGAUGAUCAUUCUCAUUAUCCUGAUGAUCAUGGACCUUAUGCCAGUCAUCGUGAAAUAGAAGUCAACAUACCUGAGGGUCAGGAAAAACCAGAGGCAGCAGUUCAGGAGAAGUCUCAGGAUAAGUCUCAGAAAGGUAGACACCAUCAUAAACACAGACAUCAUCCUUCACACAAAGGUCAUAAACAUGGUCGUCGUCAUCAUCAUCAUCAUCCCCACCAUCAUGACCAUCCACCUCAUCAUCAUCACCACCACCAUCAUCAUCAUCCAAAUCACACUUCCUCUGAACACCAUGAACAUCACCAUCAUCAUCCAAAUCAUACUUCCUCUGAACAUGGCAGUUCAUCAGAAGAACAUACUGACAAGAAAGCUGGGAAGAAAGCCGACAGGAAAUGUUUUAUGACGAGGUCUAAAGGGGUAGUUCAAAAAAUCACCCUUGCUAGUGAAACGGAUGUUCUUCCAGCUCCCACCAUCACCAUUAGCCGGCCUAGUUUUAGAACUGAGUAUAUUCAGUUCCCAGAAGCUGCAUCACAUCUGCCAACAUGCCCUUGGACAAUCGAAGAGAAAGAAGAGAUUGUACCAUUUUUGCCACAUGAAAAAUAAUGCAUCAAGAUUUCAAACCACAUUUAGUUGGUAAAAAAUAAAAUGUUAUCUUUUAAAA